Messenger RNA from Exophiala dermatitidis NIH/UT8656, 1128 nucleotides. RefSeq lists its product as uncharacterized. The record is from RefSeq and is a predicted model, not a curated record. The transcript has 3 exons. The coding region runs from base 1 to 1128 and encodes 375 amino acids. NCBI's taxonomy places the organism in Eukaryota, Fungi, Ascomycota, Eurotiomycetes, Chaetothyriales, Herpotrichiellaceae. Gene Ontology annotation, molecular function: hydrolase activity.
AUGCUUUUCACCUCCAGCUCCAGGCUUUUCUUGGCCAGUUUCGCCCUCACGUGGGCUGUCUCGACUGCCGAGCCGAUCUGGAGACGAGACGACAGCUGCAAGGAUGUUCAUAUCUUCCUCGCAAAAGGAAACAAUGAGCCUUACCCAGGACGACAAGGAAAACUGGCCGGUGCCAUCUGUUACGGACUCGACAGCUGUGACUACGAAGAUAUCCAAUACUACAACCCCGUAGAGGCCGAUUACUGCGCCUCCGUGACCGAAGGUGCACAGAAUGGCUUGUCCCAGGUGACGGCCUAUGCCGCGCGCUGCCCGGAUGCGAAGCUCGUUCUCAGCGGAUACUCGCAGGGUGCUCAGAUUGUGGGUGACGUUCUUGGUGGAGGAGGCGGUGUCUUUUUCAACAACUGUACUCAACCAGUCAAUGCAGCUCUGGACCCGACCACGAGUCCAGGAAACAAGAUUGUGGCAGCAUUGGUGUUCGGUGAUACUCGCCAUGUGGCCGGACAGCCGUAUAAUGUGGAAUCUGGAGCUGGCGCAACCGGCCUUUUCCCUCGGUCCGCUGAACAACUCACCACGCUCAACCGCUUUUCAAGCGUGCUCCGAUCGUACUGCGUGGCUACCGACCCGAUCUGUGCGGCUAGCUAUGGCUCCGAGGAUGCCACUACCCAUCUGACAUACUUUGACGUCUACACCGAUGCUGCGGCGGGAUGGGUCAAGGAAAUGGUUAACAAGGCCCAAGAGCAGAGUUCAACAACGACAACGUCUACCACAUCCUCCGCGACCACGCAAUCGACCACACAAUCAAUCACCACCACCAUCAAUACCAGCAACAGCAACACCACCAGCAGCAGCGCCGUCCCUACCAGUUAUAGCUCCGCUCCGUUUGGCAACUCAACUACCAACUCGACAAGCAGCGGCGUCAGCAGUUCGACCAAAGCCACCACAGCUUCUCUGAGCACUUCAGCAGUGGCAAGCUCGACAGCGUCUACCACGUCCGCUGGUGCAGGCAGCACGACUUCGAGCAGUCAAACUGCCCCUGCGACGAUCGCCCCAGUUAACGGUGCGACCCGCGCCCAAGGCUAUACAGGAGUAAUCCUGUCCGUCAUGGGCUUUUUGGCCUUCGCAUUGUAA